Molecule: messenger RNA, 1468 nt
Organism: Sclerotinia trifoliorum
Lineage: Eukaryota; Fungi; Ascomycota; Leotiomycetes; Helotiales; Sclerotiniaceae
Source: the annotation of a GenBank genome assembly
AGUCGUGCAUGAUCAUCUUAGUGGAUGUGGCCCUGAAUCCGGGCCCUGGCUUUAUUAACGCGGGGUCAAGGGCGCUGUGUUUGUCAUCAUCCACUCCGUAAAAGACGUCAUCGCCUGGCUACGAAGUUACAUCAACAGUCUGAAUGACACCCCAUACGUACCUACAUUUAUUAACUGCGGCCCGGUUAUCGAUAUACCUCAACCUCAACCACAACUGACCAUUCAAUCAUUAAAUAUGGCUAAUAUCCUAAUCGUAGGCGCCACUCGUGGUUUGGGUGCAUCUCUUGCAAACAACUACGCUGCGCAGGAAUCAACGACCGUUUAUGGAACCACUCGUGCUGCUGCCGGCCCAUCCAAUUUGAACGAGAAGAUUGUAUGGAUACCUAAUAUUGAUGUGGCAGAAGAGGGUGCAGACAGAAGAUUGGUGAAUCAGUUAGGUGUGCUUGGAGGUGGCGGUGGAAUGGUCGAGGGUGGACGAGUCACGUUUGAUAUUGUUGUAUGUCCGCUCACCUUAUUAGGUUGCACGAAAAGAAGACUGCGUUUAGGGCGCUAUGCAUCAGCAGAGAAGGACUGAUUGAAACUCAGAUCAUCACGGCUGGAUAUUUUGCUACAGAAGACUUUGUCAAUGGUCCAAAAUGGGAUGAAGAAGUGAAGAUGUACAGUAAGGACUUCUCAAAAUUCACAACACUAUCAAAUCUUAGCUUCGCAUUCACUAACGUCUUAUUCUUUAGCAACGUCAGCUAUUUCUCCUCCUUUUAUAGUCCGCUCAUUGUUUCGCGCCAAAAACAUCACGAAAGGCUCCAAAAUUCUUCUUAUUUCUUCCGAAUCCGGCUCAAUUACAUUACGACAUGAAAAAGAAGGUGGCGGCAAUUAUGGACACCAUGCUUCAAAAUCUGCGUUGAACAUGGUUGGAAAACUGCUAUCGCUAGAUCUGAAGGAGCAUGGGAUAAUUGUGUCGAUUUUGCAUCCUGGAUUCAUGCGGACAGAAAUGACUAAGGGAGUAGGAUUUGAUAAAUAUUGGGACGACGGAGGAGCAGUGACGCCAGAUGAAGCUGCGGUGAGCUUGGUGGAAUGGGCAAAGAAGUUAGAUAUGAGUAAGUCCGGACAAUACUGGGCACCUAGGGGUCCUAGAGAUAUCGGUACUGCAGAUGUAACCAUCGGAACGGAGCUGCCUACACCUUUACAACUACCAUGGUGAUGGAAUGAUGGAUAUGGUAUACGACAAUGAUAAAGGUGAUGACAAUAAGUUGUAUUAGUUCAUGUAGCUCUAGACUUAAGUUCUUUUAACCUCCAUGUCAUAGUUUCGAAUCGUAUAGCGAGCAGAUACUGAAGUGCAGAACAAGACUGAGUACAAAGAAGGGCUUGUUUGUAUAAGUCGAUGGGCGGAGGAGGAAAGAAUUGAUUGACUUUCAGUCGCCGUAUAUCCCUCACUCUAACAAGAUUUUUAUGCCUAUUAUCGCUUGACACU